GAGAAUUGGGAGUAGUGUAAAAAAUAAGGGAAAGAAAAAUAAUGUAUAAUAAUCGAUCUCUCGAAGUAUAUGAUUCAAAUUUUGGCGGGAUUGGACAAUAGGAAAACGUGGGUUUACACGAGAAAGAGAGAGAGAGAAUCAAAGGAGGCCGCCCGUGUGUGGAGAAGAUUAUUCGAAACUUCUUGAAUAAGAACGCGAGGAACGCGCCGACGUUACGGGACUUUGUUCGAUGGUGGUAGUGUGCACUCUUGGUGGUGGUGAUGGUGCUGGUUUGCGGUAUAACGCUUAACCGAUGUUGGUGAGCCAACGUGAUUUUUCUUACGUUGUGCAGUGAAAAAUUGAUGAGUGAUAAAACUUGUGUAAAAAAUUUUGAUUAAUUAACUUUAUAAACAUUCAUUAUAUUUUUGACAAAUUGAGGUUAAUUUUUAUCAUUAUUUAUUAUCCGGAUUUCAAUUGGAAAUGGAUUCUAGUUUUGCAUUACAAUAUUUCAACAGCAGCAACAACAGCAGAAGCAGUCAGAAGAUCGGAUCGAUGAUGUUCCAGAGAGAGGUUUCUGAAUGAACAAGAUUUGGCGGUGAGGGAAAGUUUCGAGAAUGCGUUGAAUCCGAAGCCAUCGUCGUAGACGAACUUGGGUUGUGGGAAUGGAUUCGACCUUGUUGCUACUCCUUCUAGUCGCAGUCUCGUGGAGCAUCCUCGGAAUUGUCCUCAGUCAGCAAGGUCCGGAAUUCGUUCUCGAGCCACCAAGCACAUUAGUUUUUUCCAAUACAACUGGUUCACAAUUGAGUUGUUCAGCACACGGGAGUCCAACACCUCACGUUACCUGGAUAACUAGUCCUGAUCAAAGAUCGGUUUCAGCGGUUCCCGGAUUGAGACAACUGUUGGGAAACGGUACGCUUUAUUUUCCACCCUUUUUAGCUCAAGACUUUCGUGCUGAGGUACACAACGCUAGAUACAGAUGUCGAGCUACCAGUUCCGUUGGGACUAUACUGUCUCGCGAGGUAACUCUACGUGCAGUCCUUACGGUUUCCGGAUAUGACGUAAGAGUAAACAGAUCGCCAGUGGUGGAGGGUUGCAACGCCGUCCUAUCUUGUACGGCACGAGAGGACAUCAAAGAACAUCUUACCGUCACUUCGUGGUUCCGAGACGACGCCAUACUUUUGCCCGGAAGCACCGACACCGGUGGAAGAUUCGUGGUAACGUCGCAAGGUGAUCUACACAUAAGGGCAGUCAGACCUGAGGACGGUAGAGUCACUUACUCCUGUCUGACCCUUCACGCUUUGACCGGUGAACGAAGAAGAAGCGAAUCUGCCACUUUGACGGUCAUCGAGCCCACAGGAUCCAUGCCACCGAGGUUAAUGCAAAGAUCGCAAAUUGCAAUCUCCGCGGAGAGCGGAUCGGACGUGCAUCUAACCUGUUCUGCCCAGGGAAGCCCACCACCCCAAUUUACCUGGUAUCGCGACGUUAACGGACAACCUAUACCAGUGGAAUCGUUCAAUAGGAUUCAACUUUGGGGUGAUUUGAUGCAAAUUCGUCGCGUGGACGCACAGGAUGCCGGAAGAUACAUUUGCCGAGCGAAUAACCAACUAGGCGAACAACGAGCGGAAACGCAUUUGUCGGUCACGUCCAAGUUGAAUGCUAGGAUUCAGCCUCGUCUUCAGGUCGUCAAUUCCGGUGAAACUGCGACGAUGAACUGCACGGUCGAGGGUUAUCCGGUUGAGAGCGUUGAGUGGCUGCACGAUGGUGUACUGGUAUUGACCGGGCAGGACACGAGAAUCAGAUUGUUGGCUCCCAUGGUGCUCGUGAUAGGAUCCGUUGGCCGUAGAGAUAAAGGGAUGUAUCAAUGUUUGGUGAGGAGCGACAAGGAAAACGCUCAGGCAACCGCAGAAUUGAAACUGGGAGAUACGCUUCCAGAAUUACAAUACACUUUCAUCGAGCAAGCACUAAGACCAGGACCACCUGUGUCUUUACGAUGUUCAGCAACCGGUUCACCACCACCGUCCUUUACGUGGUUACUCGAUGGUGAACCAUUAAGCGAAAUUGCAGCUGGUCAUAGAUAUGCUAUAGGCCAAUAUGUCGAUCAAUCUGGAGACGUUAUUAGUCAUCUAAACAUAUCGUCCACUGGAACGGAAGACGGUGGACUUUACGCUUGCGUAGCUUCCAACACAUUGGCAAAAGUGAAACACGAGGCUAGACUGAAUAUUUAUGGACCACCCUAUAUCCGAUCGAUCGGACCUGUACGUGCUAUUGCUGGUUUUGACACAACUAUAACUUGUCCCUAUUCUGGAUAUCCAAUCACGACGGUCGAAUGGUCACGUGGAAAUGUUGAACUGCCAUUAGACAUAAGACAUCGCGUAGACAGUAGUGGUCAUUUAACUAUAGUUAACGUUGAUCCACCCGAUGCUGGAAUUUAUAUAUGUAAAGUACGAGCUAGAUCAGGAGAAACUGCCAGUAGAGAGAUUCGACUGACUGUCAGCAGUCCACCGGUUAUGAGUCCUUUCAAUUUUCCUCCGAAUUUACAAGAAGGUAGUCGAGCUCAAGUAACGUGUACCGUCAUAUCCGGUGAUCUUCCUAUUUACUUUUCUUGGUUAAAAGAUGGUGAACCUUUACCUUCAUCUCUUCGAAUCGAAGAGAGAGGUGCCGAAUUCUUUAGUCUAUUAGUCUUCAAAGAACUUUCGUCUCGCCAUAGUGGCAAGUAUACUUGCGUAGCAACAAACAGCGCAGACAAAGCUAAUCACACAGCGGAAUUAUUAGUCAAAGUUCCACCACAGUGGAUCUUCGAACCACAGGAUGUAGCAACUCUUCUUGGCAACCAGUUGAACGUUCAUUGCGAGGCCAAGGGUUUCCCACCACCUCGCAUCACAUGGCUUCGCGCCAGAGGCAGAACUUCCAACGAUUAUCAACCCCUAGUUGAUGGUCUCAAUGGCAGGCUAACAAUAUUAUCUAAUGGUUCUUUAUGGACAGCGUCUGCGGGACCAGAAAACGAGGGUCACUAUCUUUGUCGUGCUAACAACGAUAUUGGAUCCGGAUUAAGCAAAGUGAUUUAUGUGUCUGUACACGAACCGGCAAGAUUCGAAUUUCAAAGUAAAAACGUGACAAUUCGUCGUGGUGAAUCGGUUACAUUAGACUGCACGGUAAUAGGUGACAAUCCUAUAGAAGUUCAAUGGAUGCAUAAUAGCGAUAGAUUGGAUACGAAUAGUCACAGGCUUAGUAUCAGUCAAAUUAAAACUGAUAAUGGUUUGAAAUCUCAACUUUCUAUUGGUAGUAGCGAUAGACAAGACUCUGGUGUUUAUAGAUGUACUGCUAGCAAUGCGUAUGGUAGAAGCGAACAUCUUAUUUAUCUAGCUGUACAAGAAAGACCCGAUCCUCCUGCAUCACUUGAAGUUAUAGAAAUAGGAUCAAGAUCAAUACGAUUGUUAUGGAAAAAAGCUUUUGAUGGAAAUAAUCCUAUAAGAAAUUACGUCAUUCAAUAUAGAUCUCUUAGUCAUGGUAUUAACGAUGAUUGGAGUCCUGCUAAAACUCACAACGUUACACACUCGCCAGGAAAUCCUAACGUUGCUAGCAAUGCAAUACAUCCAACACAAAAUGGAUUGUCACCUUUUGAAACAACAAGCGACGAUCAAGAGGUAGCAUUAGUCGGUGGCCUUCAUCCAGCCGUCACUUAUACUUUUCGUGUAUUUGCAAUAAAUUCUAUCGAUGCUAGUGCUCCUACUGAACCUGUGGUAGCUAAGACUCAAGAGGAAGCACCAACUGAAUCUCCACAAAACAUCAAAGUACAAUCGGCAGGACCUGGAGAACUUGCAGUUAGCUGGCAACCACCUCCUAAGGAAUCAUGUAACGGAGACCUUUUGGGCUACAUAGUAACUUGGUCGGAACAUUCAUCCUCGACAUCGGGUGUAAAUCAAAGCAAAAGCCUUACGGUGAAUGGGUGGGCAACCACGAAAGUACAGCUCACUGGUCUGAGAAAAUUUACCAAGUAUGACGUAUCUAUCAGGGCUUUCAAUAGCAUAGCAAGUGGCCCGAGUAGCGCGCCUAUAGUUGGAACCACUCAGGAAGGAGUACCAGAAACACCUCCUACACAAGUUACAUGUGUUGCAUUGUCUUCUCAAUCCGUUAAAGUAUCUUGGAAUGCACCACCACCUCAUCAACAUGGUGGAAUUAUUCAAGGAUACAAAGUUUAUUACAGACCAGUGCCUACUGACAACAUGGAUAUCUCAACGGUGGGUGAAGUAAAACGAACAUCAAGCGUGGAAACAUAUCUACACACUUUGUAUAAAUAUACAAACUAUUCUAUCAGAGUACUUGCAUAUACGGGAGCUGGUGAUGGUGUAUUGAGUCAACCAAUUUAUUGCAUGACAGAAGAAGAUGUCCCUGGACCACCGGCAGGCAUCAAAGCUUUAGCACUAACUGCAGAAAGUAUUCUGGUAUCAUGGUUACCACCUUUACAACCUAACGGAAAUGUUUCCAAAUACACUGUCUACAGCAGAGAAGCUGGUUCCAGUAAUCACAAUACUCAUACUAUGCAUGAACCUCCAUCAUCACCAACGGAUACUCUGACCAUGGAAUUACGUGGCCUAGCCGAAAGGCAGCUAUACGAAUUUUGGGUAUCGGCAACGACUGGCCUUGGAGAAGGAGAAGCAACAACUAUAGUAACGCAAACUACGAAUACCAGAGCACCUGCAAGAGUAGCUUCAUUCUCGCAACUAUUAAGAAGAGCUGUUAAAUCAUCGAUCACUUUAUCCUGUUUGAUAGUUGGCAAUCCUACACCACGUCCAAUUUGGACUUAUAGAAAUGGUCAAGUAUCAACUGGUAGACACUACGAAUUUACACCGGAUGGUCAUCUCCAUAUAUGUGCACUAGAACAAUCCGUGGCUGGAAAUUAUACUUGCUCUGCUAAGAAUCAAUUUGGUGAAGAUUCUGUAACUUACACAUUGGUAGUGGUCAUGCCACCGAGAUCACCGACUUUGGAACUUCAGUAUACAACAACAAAUAGCAUAAGACUUCGAUGGACUCAUCCUGAUAAUGGUGGUGCUACUAUUCAAGGAUACGUGUUGAGUUAUAAAAGAGAUCAAGGUGGUUGGGAAGAAAUCGCAUUGUCUCCUGAACAAACCGAAUUCAUACUAACCGGCUUAAAGUGUGGAUCAUCGUAUUUGGCUCAUUUAACUGCACAUAAUCGUGUUGGAACUGGAGAUCCGAGUUCAUUGAUAAGUGCAACAACUAAAGGAACUGCUCCUUUACUACCAAAAGAACGAGACAUCAUAUCAGCAAAUGGUACUUCUGUAAGACUGAACUUAUUAUCUUGGCCAAACGGAGGAUGUCCUAUUCAAUAUUACACCGUUGAAUAUCGUAAACGAAUUAACUCAGAACCAUGGAUCCUAGUAGCUAGUAAAGCUACAGAAAAUCUUGUAAUAAGAGAUUUAAAAACUGCUUCUUGGUAUUGUUUACGUUUAACUGCACAUAACGAUGCCGGAUCAACGCAAACUCAAAUGGAAUUUGCUACAACUACGUUAAGUGGAGUCAGUAUUGGACCACCGAACGAUUUGAUCAUGGAAGAUGAUGUGAAGAAGAGUAUACCGAAUCACAAAGUACUAUACGUCGUUGUACCUUUAGUUUGUGCAAUCAUCCUCAUCAUAUCAGCUAUCAUUCUAGGAUAUGUCAUGCUCAAACGUAACGGAAGGACUAAUUAUUUGGGGGAGAUUCUACCUGGUCAACAACAACAACAACAAACUGGACUUGGUUUAGUGCAACAACAACAACAUCAACAACAUCAUCAUCUAUCGAGUUGCAUGUCUACGGUUCAACUAAAAUCUACAGCAGAACGAGACAACAGACGUAAUCAUCAAGUAUACACGAGUUCUCCGGUGAAACAAGAAAAUCAUAAAUCAAAUGAUCAUGGAUCAGAAAUGUAUGAAAUCAGCCCGUAUGCAACGUUCAGUGUCCCAGGAAGAGAAAAUCGUUCGGUUACAACAGCAACGUUAGAUUACACCAUGCAAUUUAAAACGUUUGGUCAUCUUGAGAACGAGGACAUUAAUAGGAUCGAUUAUGAAAGAUCUAGCGUAGAUUUCGAAAGGUCCAAAACUCCUAGGUGGCACAAACAACGAUACUUCCCGAGCAUCGCCGAAGCAGAGAGCAAACUACGUUCGAGUCGACAAGGUUCCGGCAGUGAUACUUCCGGUAGCCCUUGCGGCGAAUGCGCCGGACCUAGUUAUAGAGUACCGGUCAAACCUUGUAGAGAUGUAUUUUCACGAGGGGUGGAAUCUAGCACGGAAUCUAACAACGAAGGUUCACCAUCGCUAGCGAGACGACGAAGCCGACAACCGAGCCGGUCCACUCGCAGUUCGGUGGAGGACAUGACGCUGUUGCCGCCAAGCGGGUUCAGCGACAGCCGUGAAUUGAGCGACGUGGAGUGCGAUCGUGACCGUGAUCGUGAUCAUGAGCGUGACCGUGAUUGGCAGGGCCUGUCCGUCGGGGCCCGCCAUGGCGGCAGCUUGGGUAGACUCCCAAUUGAAGCCGUCGAAACUAUGCUCGCUAGGUACCAACAAAGAAAGGAACAAGAGAGACAGGAGUUCACCAUACACGUAUGAUCCAGAUUCGUAGACUCGACUAAGAAUCUUCUUCUUCGUGGGACGAUGUGAAUAAUAAUAAUUACAAAAUAAUCAUCGUAUAAAAACUUCCAUCACAUUCUUUAGGAAACAAAAAAAAAUACGUAAGAAAAAGAAAAAAGAAAAAAAGAAAAAAGGAAAAAAAAAUUACAAAAGAAAAAAAUAUAAAAUAAUUCUUCGGCCCGGGUAUCAAAUUCGAUUAACCCAAUCCCCUCGGGAUUAUAAUAAUAGUAAAAUAAUAUAGUAGAAUAAUUUUUUUUUUUUUUUUCAAUGUAAAUGGUGUUGUAUGGGAACGACACUUUUUAAUUAAUCGUUCGCACGAUUCAAUUUGAAAGAAUGAAAGAAAGRAAAAGAGAGUAUGACGACGUAUGCGGAUUCAAGUAUAAAAAAAAUAUUUGCAAACGUGAGAACGAAAAAGAGAUUAAAAAAUAAAAAAAUAAUGAAAUGAUAGAGAAGGGUAAAAAGAAAAAAAAACAAAGAUGAUUUUUGUAUGAUUACUGCCAUCACGUUAAUACAAUUUUUUUAAAAAUCUAAUAUUAAAUAAUGCACACAACUUUACGUAAAAUUCUAUUCGUAAUGCGUAAAGAAAUAAAAAAAA
Polistes dominula (European paper wasp) is the source of this 7197-nucleotide messenger RNA. RefSeq names its product Down syndrome cell adhesion molecule 3 (gene Dscam3). Gene Ontology annotation, molecular function: cell-cell adhesion mediator activity. The record is from RefSeq and is a predicted model, not a curated record. Gene Ontology annotation, biological process: dendrite self-avoidance; homophilic cell-cell adhesion; axon guidance. Gene Ontology annotation, cellular component: plasma membrane; axon. Lineage: Eukaryota; Metazoa; Arthropoda; Insecta; Hymenoptera; Vespidae.